This is a messenger RNA of Neopsephotus bourkii (Bourke's parrot), 1195 nucleotides long. It is a transcript of the gene PDHB, whose product is annotated as pyruvate dehydrogenase E1 subunit beta. Gene Ontology annotation, biological process: pyruvate decarboxylation to acetyl-CoA. Gene Ontology annotation, molecular function: pyruvate dehydrogenase (acetyl-transferring) activity. The coding region runs from base 39 to 1163 and encodes 374 amino acids. Lineage: Eukaryota; Metazoa; Chordata; Aves; Psittaciformes; Psittacidae. The transcript has 9 exons. The record is from RefSeq and is a predicted model, not a curated record.
GCGCCAACGGUCCGGCGGCACUAGAGGACACGGGCAAGAUGGCGGCGGCUGCAGCGGUAUUGCGGCACCUGGCCCCGUUGGGACACCGCCUCACCCGCAUCCCGCCGCACGGCUGCGCCGGCGGGCGCCUGUUCCAGCAUCGCAGGGGGCUGCGCCUCUCCGCGCCAGCCGCCAUACAGGUGACUGUGCGGGAUGCACUGAACCAGGCGCUGGAUGAGGAGCUGGAGAGGGACGAGCGCGUCUUCCUGCUCGGCGAGGAGGUGGCCCAGUACGAUGGCGCCUACAAGAUCUCGAGGGGCCUCUGGAAGAAGUAUGGGGACAAGAGGGUGAUCGACACUCCGAUCUCAGAGAUGGGCUUCGCAGGAAUUGCUGUUGGUGCUGCUAUGGCAGGGUUGAGACCGGUGUGUGAAUUCAUGACAUUCAACUUCUCCAUGCAAGCGAUUGAUCAGGUCAUAAACUCAGCUGCCAAGACCUGUUACAUGUCUGCAGGAUUAAUCGGUGUUCCCAUUGUCUUCCGGGGCCCCAAUGGGGCAUCAGCUGGAGUGGCUGCCCAGCACUCCCAGUGCUUCGCUGCUUGGUACGGGCACUGCCCGGGACUGAAAGUUGUUAGUCCUUGGAGCGCAGAAGAUGCCAAAGGUCUGCUGAAAGCAGCCAUCCGGGAUGAUAAUCCAGUUGUGAUGCUGGAAAAUGAGUUGCUGUAUGGUGUUCCUUUUGAACUGUCUGAGCAGGCACAGUCAAAAGACUUCGUUAUUCCAAUUGGAAAAGCUAAAAUAGAAAGGCAAGGAACUCAUAUUACAUUAGUGUCACACUCAAGACUUGUUGGACACUGUAUGGAAGCAGCUUCUGUACUUGCCAAAGAAGGUGUAGAGUGUGAGGUUAUAAACAUGCGUACCAUCCGACCAAUGGAUAUUGAAGCAGUGGAAGCCAGCAUUAUGAAGACAAACCAUCUAAUAACUGUAGAAGGAGGUUGGCCACAAUUUGGAGUAGGAGCUGAAAUCUGUGCCAGGAUCAUGGAGGGACCUGCCUUUAACUACCUGGAUGCUCCAGCUGUGCGUGUUACCGGUACAGAUGUUCCUAUGCCCUAUGCAAAAAACUUAGAAGAUAACAGCGUGCCUCAAGUGAAGGACAUAAUAUUUGCAGUGAAGAAAGUACUGAACAUCUAAGUUGUAAAUACAUGCUUUAAAGUCCUGCUUUA